UCUUUCUUCAACUGAUCUAUUAGUAAUACUAGUGCGUAUCCCUUUUUUGACUCUUCUCUCUCACUUUCUCUUUCCUCUUUUCUCUUUCUCUUUCUACAUUUCUGCUCAACUCCAUUAGAUCAUGUGAAAAUCUUCUUCUUCUUCACUGUUUAGUUUUGUCAAUCUGCAAAAAAGCAGUUUCUCUAGUCUUGAUUUCGAGGGUUUUCUAGAAAAGUCGGUGAAAAAUGAAGUCUUCGUUUGGAAAAUUGAAGAGAUUGGCAUUUCCGAAGAGUGAUGGAAGAGAACGGAAAGAGUUUCAACAUCCUUUGAAACUCGAUCAUCUUGCUCUCGCUUCUCAGGAGAUGGAGGCCAUGAGAGACUGCUACGAUAGUUUGCUAUCAGUGGCGGCAGCCACCGUAAAUAGUGCUUAUGAGUUCUCUGAAUCUCUUCGCGAAAUGGGUAGUUGUCUACAAGAGAAAGCAGAAUUAUACAAGGAUGAUGAGAGUAAAAAGGUCUUCAUGAUGUUGGGGAAGGUUGAAUUCGAACUUCAGAAGCUCCUUGACCAUUAUCGCUCUCAUAUAUCCCUGACAAUUACCAAGCCAUCAGAGUCGCUUCUUAUUGAACUUCAGACUGUUCAGGAGAUGAAACAACAAUGUGAUGAGAAAAGAAGCGUGUACGAAUACAUGAUUUCCCAACAGAAGGAAAAAGGUCGGUCAAAAAGUGGAAAAGGAGAAGGGAUUUCUACAGAGCAGUUGCAACAAGCUCAUACUGAAUAUGAAGAAGAAGCCACACUAUGCCUGUUCCGGUUGAAGUCUCUAAAGCAAGGACAGGCCCGUAGCCUCCUUACGCAGGCAGCGCGUCAUCAUACAGCCCAGUUGAACUUCUUCAGAAAAGGACUUAAGUCACUUGAGUUAGUUGACCCACAUGUGAAGCUGAUUACAGAGAAGCAACAUAUAGAUUACCAAUUUAGUCUUGAUGAUGGUGGAGAUGGGGAAGAUGAGGGAGAAUAUAGUUACGAGUCUAAUGAUAAUGGGGAAUUAAGUUUUGAUUAUCGGCCACAUAAGGUGGAAACCGAAGCUGCUGCAACAUCAAGGAAUUCCAUGGAGAUGGAUCAAGAACAAUCAUUUGUUAAAGCCUCAAACGUGGAUAAUACAGAGUUCAAUUGGGAGAAAGUCCAUGUUGAUUCUCAGAUGCUAGAAAGUGAACCUAGGGGCAGCAGUUAUAGCCACUCUGCUCCUAUUAUUCCUGAGAAGAAAUUUGAUCCUGCAGUGAGAGUAAAACAAAUGCGCCCAAGCCUUUCACAAAAGUUCCACACCUAUGUGUUGCCUACCCCUUCUGAUGCAAAGAGUUCAAGUUCCUCAAGAACAAGUUCAGCUCCGCGUACAAGGCCAACUGCAGCCUCUGCACACAAUAUUUGGCAUUCAUCUCCUUUGGAGACCAAAAUGAAUAAGAGAAAUUCAAAAGAGGAUAAUCAAUCAUCAACUUUCUACAAAGCACAUCCACUAAUUGAUCCGAGAGAUACCAACCAAGAGAACCAAGCCUCCUCACUUCUACCUCCUUUGGCUGAUGGAAUAGGAUUUCAACAAAGGGACUCAUUUGAUACAUAUGAUCAUAAGAAACUAAAAAGACAAUCAUUUUCUGGUCCGUUAAGUAGUAACUCGCGUUCUGCAAAACAGGGUGUUUCUAUAAGUGGGCCCAUUUCUUCAAAGAUUCCCUUGCGAGCCUCUGGCCCCACAUUUCAGGCUUCACUGCCUCAACCAUCGUCUCCAAAACGUCACUCUCCUCCAUCUGUAUCUCCACCGAAGAUAAGUGAGUUGCAUGAACUUCCUAGGCCUCCUACUGUAGUAUCUAGCAAACCUUCUACGUAUUCUGCUUCUAGUGGUUUUUCAGCUCCUUUGGGAUCAAAAAACUCUGAAGUUCCAGCAGAUAAUAAAGGCGUGUCUACGACCACCAACACAGCAUCUCCCUUGCCAACUCCCCCGUUGACUGUUCCACGAAGCUUCUCCAUUCCAUCUAGCCACUAUAGAGCAAAGGCAUUAGGCGUCACUAAGCUGGAGACAACUCAGCUUAAUGAAAAUUAUGCUGCAUCUCCUCCGUUGACUCCUAUCUCGUUAGCACAUGCUAAUGCAGUUAUAACAUCUCCUAGAGCAAGCACUCUUAGUGGAACAUAAAGGCGGAGAGAUGGUUCAAUGCAGUAUUGUUUCCAUGACGAAAGGUUCACAUUUAUCCGCCUCUUGUGAUGGACGCAGCUCUGUAAAUACUACUAUUAGGUACCUGUCUGUCUUGUGUAGCCAUAUAUAACUUGCAAUUUUUGUUGAUCAGCUAUAUAGCCUUUGGAAAUUGUAUGCAACCGUCCUAGUAAGUUGUAACAUUUUCAAGUGAAUAAUUUGCUCUUUUCCGCGGCAUAGGAAAGAUGGUUUUCUCUUCUAGAUUUUCAAUAAAGAAAUUUGUGGAUCAGAUGAUGAGGGACAAUGUCGGUCUAUGUCCAAAAAUAGAAUUGUAUCAAAUUUAUUCAGACAAAUAUUUGGAUUAGCAAAAUUAUUAGGAAGUAGAAUCAUUUUCGAGAAUGAAAAAACUUGAAAAAAGUUUCAAUGAUCUUGUACCAAUAUGAUCUCUUCAUUAUGUUAGGAGCCCUUGAAAUCACAAUGUCAUACUGUAUGCUUUUGAUGAAA
Molecule: messenger RNA, 2651 nt
Organism: Amaranthus tricolor (Joseph's coat)
Lineage: Eukaryota; Viridiplantae; Streptophyta; Magnoliopsida; Caryophyllales; Amaranthaceae
Exons: 11
Coding region: 225-2150 (641 amino acids)
Cellular component (GO): cytoplasm
Molecular function (GO): protein binding
Source: RefSeq, a predicted model, not a curated record